Molecule: messenger RNA, 2943 nt
Organism: Styela clava
Lineage: Eukaryota; Metazoa; Chordata; Ascidiacea; Stolidobranchia; Styelidae
Product: sodium-dependent multivitamin transporter-like
Biological process (GO): sodium ion transport; transmembrane transport
Cellular component (GO): membrane
Molecular function (GO): symporter activity
Source: RefSeq, a predicted model, not a curated record
GUGCGCACAGCACGUGCAGCUGUAAGCGCGUUUUGACAGCUUUAUACAAGCAUGACGCUGUAGCGAGGGUAUCAAUAUAUGAUAAGUUGCACGUGUGUGUUGCAUCAUCCGCUUAUUCCUGCUGUUUUUCCGUUCUCGUAUCCGCUUCAGGCGCUUGUUAUUAUCAAUAUUCAGAUAUCUUUAAAAAGUCGUAUAGGUUGCUUGCAUACGAAACAAUGCUGUCGUUAAAUGAUCGGUAGGGAAAUCUCAGAAUCUAGUGGACCGGAUAUCAUCAGAUAGUAUACCUUCCAAAAUCAAGAAUGGAAGAAUCAAAAAUUCAUUUUUCGGUAUGGGAUUAUGUUGUAUUUGCUUUGAGUCUGAUUCUUUCUCUGGCGAUCGGCCUCAGAUAUGCUUUCACUGGAGGAAAACAAAUGACAACAUCUGAAUUCCUGAUGGCUGACAGAAAAAUGCGAUAUGGUCCAGUUGCAUUAUCACUUAUGGUGACCUUCAUUUCUGCAGUCAGUGUUCUCGGAGUUCCUGCUGAGAUAUUUGUGAAUGGGACGGACUACUGUUAUCUCGCAGUGUCAUAUUUCCUAUGCUUUCCGAUUGUGUGUCAUAUAUUUAUACCUGUCUUCUAUAAGCUCAAAAUAACUUCAGUUUAUGAGUAUCUUGAGCUGAGGUUCUCUAAGUCUGUUAAAAUAUGUGGAACAGUCGUGUAUAUGCUUAUGCUCAUCAUCUAUAUGGGUGUUGUUUUAUAUACACCAGCUCUAGCUCUGAACACAGUAACAGACAUUAAUGUGUGGAUAUCAGUAGUUGUUCUAUGUGCGGUGUGUACUGUAUAUACUACCCUUGGCGGUUUGAAAGCAGUUAUUUGGACUGAUGUAUUCCAGGCAACUGUGAUGUUGGGUGGUCAAGCUAUUGUUCUUAUUCUCGGUGUUGUAAAAGUAGGGGGAAUGGAUGAAGUUUGGAGAAUAAAUACAGAAACAGGAAAGCUGUCUUCAAUUUCAUUUAAUCCUUCUCCGUUCGAAAGACACACAUUUUGGACUUUGGCGAUUGGUGGAGCUUUCAUGUGUUUAUCUUUGUAUGGAACAAGUCAAACUGCUGUUCAAAGAUAUUUGAGUUGUGAAACCAUGAAAGACGCACAAAUAACUGCCUAUCUCAACGUACCUCUUCUAAUCAUUGUUAUGAUUAUCAAUGGAUUGCUCGGCCUUACUGCAUAUGCAACAUACCACUGUGAAAAUCCAUUAGCCACGGGUGCAAUAUCUAAAUCCGACCAACUUCUGAUUUUCUACAUGUUAGAUGUAUUGAAUGGGUAUCCUGGUUUACCAGGUAUUUUUGUCGCUUGCUUAUUCAGCGCCGCUCUCAGUACGAUUUCAUCAUGUUUCAAUGCACUCGCUACACUUACAAUGCAAGAUCUUGUCCAGCCCUUUGUUGAUUUGUCAGACAGGAAAGCUGUUUUAUAUUCCAAAGUUCUGGCGUUUGGAUAUGGUAUUGUCUGUCUUUUGAUGGCAGGUAUUGCAUCAACAAUGGGUAGUGUUUUGAUUGCUGCUAUCAGUAUUUUUGGUAUUAUUGGAGGUCCUCUUCUUGGUUUAUUUGUACUUGGGAUGUUUUUUCGAAUUGCUAAUACCAAAGGAGCACUGAUUGGAUUUUUCACUGGAUUGGUUUUCAUAUUUAUUGUCGGAUUCGGCAGCAUUUUUUAUUUUAUUUUGGAAGUUCCAAAACCUACAUAUGAACUCAGAGAUGAAACAUGCAAUUUCACUGUGACAUACGACUCAAAUUACACAACCGAAUCAAAUCUAAAUAUUUCUAUGAAUUUGUAUAAUAUUACCAACACAACUCAACAAACUGUGAUCCAUGAGAAACCUAAAUUAUACGAAGGUUUUUAUUCCAUCUUCAAAUUAUCCUACCUAUGGUACAGCGGGAUAAGUGGACUUGUUGUCAUCAUUGUCGGCCUUAUUGCAAGCUGGAUUACAUCGCGAUGCGAUGAAACUGACAACAUAAAUGAAAGAACACUUCAUCCUUUGGUCCGAAGAAAGCAAAUCAAAACAAAUUUAUCAACAGCACCUCUAGUUGAAAACAAGAAUGCUAACGAAACUGGCAUUCAUUUAAAUGUUUUAUUAGGUCAAGAAAAUGAUGACAUGAAGUCUGUGGAAACACAAAGUUUUCUUGAGCGCUCAUGAGAGUAAGAUACGUAGUAACAUUUGUACUAACUUGUUGACCUUCUGGUUACAUUUCGUGCCAAAUCCAGUUAAUGUAAUUUGUCUCGUGAGUGGCAUUUCUCGCAACAUUCAUAACAAAUGCCUCAAAUACUUAGUCUUUCAAUACACAAUCCAAUCUACAAAAGGAAUGAAUGAAAUUUUGAUUUUUUUUACAUUAUCAAAAUUAUGUCAUCUGCCACCUUCAAGAAUUGAGGAAAUUGAAUGUUUUUUUGGUAAUUUCAAAAAAGUACAUGUGGCAAGUAUGACGAUAAUGCUGUAAAGUUAAUUGAAAUUAAUUGCAAGCGGAAUUGUAGUAACUUGAACUUUUUUAUAUGAUCACCCUAAUGGGUCAUGACAUUUUAUGUAGAAAUUUAAAUUAUCUUAUUAUUUACACCAUGUCAAACGUACUUGUAUGUUUUGCCUUAUGUUGAAUUAUUUUUACCUACUCUUUCCAUCGUAUUUAUUUAGUUCAUAAUUAAUUAUUUAUUUAAGUGCAUGCUAUAUGCAUAGCAAAAUAAAUGAAAUGCUCACUUCCGCCAAAGUCUUGAAUUUUCAUACUCAAUUAAGACUCGUUUAUACACACCUUGCCCCACUAUUUGUGUUCCAAAAAAUGAAAAAUACUUUGAAUAAGUUCAUGUUUGUUGGCCUAAAUACACUCGUUGCUUCUAGUUUAGUUCAAUCAUGCCUUUAUUUAUUUACUUCUUACAUAGUCCAUAUGCAUAAAGGAGAAGAAUUUUUUGUGCCAAAAAAAUCCGUACUAACCCAC